This is a messenger RNA of Hibiscus syriacus, 833 nucleotides long. Its product is annotated as protein NETWORKED 3A-like. The transcript has 2 exons. Gene Ontology annotation, molecular function: actin binding. The coding region runs from base 63 to 752 and encodes 229 amino acids. The record is from RefSeq and is a predicted model, not a curated record. NCBI's taxonomy places the organism in Eukaryota, Viridiplantae, Streptophyta, Magnoliopsida, Malvales, Malvaceae.
UCAUGUGCUACUUACAAGAAAUAUACAUUAUUCAGUUGAGAUUGGCGAUAUAAUAGAUUCAAAUGGAAUGCAUUAAUGUCACUGCAGCCUCCAAUGACUUGGAUGUGAAGGUAAAUGCGAUUCUCAGCGUUAUCGUGCAAGACGACGGGGAUUCAUUCGCCAAGAGAGCUGAAAUGUACUAUCAGCAGAGACCUCAGCUCAUCGAAAUGAUCGAGGACUUGCGCAAAACCUGCCGCUGCUUGGCUGAUAAAUAUGACCAGCUGAGAUCCCAACUCAACUCAUUGAGUCCUGUCAGUCGAGUUCGAGGUAACGGAUCGGUGCAAGAUCAUGAUCUCGAGGAUGAAUUGGUCGUCUAUGAUGUCUUGAAUGCGCAAGCUGCUAAUCGGGACUCUAUCGAGAACUUGAAGAUGACACCGGACUGCGAAAGCUGCGGGGAGAAGAUGAAUGUGAUCAAUGGCAUUGGAUUCCAGCGCAAUACGAGUGAUGGUUAUAAAGAUGCCAUGUUAGAGCAUGAGAAAGUGUGGAAUGAACUAAGGUUCAAGGUGUCAGAACUUGUAGAGGAUAAUCUGAGUCACCAAGCUGAGUUGAUAAGGAGAAAUGACGCGAAGAGAGAAACCAUUAGAGAUCUUUGUUCCAAGAUGAACAUGAAGGAUGAAAACAAGACCAUGAAUGGAAACCAUAGAGUUACCAGGAAGACUCAGUCUCAAGUAUCAAGAUUAAAGUGGAUAUUCCUUGGAAAGUUCAUGAAAUGAAAUACAAAUGAUUAGGUAGGUUUGUUGGUUUUUCUUUGGACUGGAAUAUUAAUAAGUUACUCAAUUGCUUUUCAUUUUUAU